CCUUUUCGACCGAUUUGGUCACACUUUGCACAGAAACGGAAUGGAGCAAUGGAGUCCAACUUAUUUUUAGUUUUUCUAUUGUCGUUUUCGAUAUGCUAUAAUGCAAGAGCGGAAAUCAGCGUUCGGCUGCUGGAAGAGAUUCAGGACAUAGACAUGGAGCCGUCCGCCCCCAUCAAUGGCAAGGAGCUGCCGGCGGUGCCACAGAACUCCGUGCAAACGCAUCCCAGAAGACACAUUAAGAGCAAGCGCCGCAUGAAAAGAAGAUACAAAUGCUACUCCUGCGAGCCGCCUUGCCAUGAUCCCUUGGAGUCUUCCCACACCUGCCAGAACGCCAUUCAGUGCUGGAAGUCCCGCACCCGCGAUGCCGACGGCCACGAAAAGGUGUCCCGCGGCUGCACCACCUCGUUCGAACAGCUGCCGCUGUGCCGGCAAAGCUCGCCGAACAAGCUCAAUGGUCCCAGCAAACGGAAUACGGACAACUACUACAGCCUGGUCUGCUGCAACGGCGACUACUGCAAUAGCGGCGACUUUCCCGAUCUGGCGCCCUUCGCCAGUGUCACUGUCACGGCGGACACCAACAGGAUCGGCAAGAUGUCCCUGGCCAUUCUGGGUCCCUUUUUGAUCAUCACUCUGCUGGGCGUAGUGGCCAUAUUCUUCAUCCGACGUAGCCAUCGCAAGCGUCUUCAUGCCUCGCGCACCAAAGAGGACCCGGAAUCGUAUCUGGUUAACGACGAGCUGCUGCGCGCCACCAGCGCCGGCGACAGUACUCUGAGGGAGUAUUUGCAGCAUUCUGUUACCUCCGGAUCGGGCAGCGGACUACCGUUGCUGGUGCAGCGCACACUGGCGAAGCAGGUCACCUUGAUCGAGUGUAUAGGGCGCGGCAAGUACGGCGAGGUAUGGCGAGGCCACUGGCACGGCGAGAGCAUAGCCGUAAAGAUAUUCUUCAGUCGCGACGAGGAGUCCUGGAAGCGGGAGACGGAGAUAUACAGCACCGUUUUGCUCCGCCACGAAAAUAUACUCGGCUUCAUUGGCUCCGACAUGACGUCGCGCAACUCGUGCACACAACUCUGGCUGAUGACGCACUAUUACCCGCUGGGCUCCCUCUUCGAUCACCUUAACCGCAAUGCCUUGAGCCGCAACGACAUGGUUUGGAUUUGUCUAUCGAUAGCUAAUGGAUUGGUGCACCUGCAUACAGAGAUAUUUGGCAAGCAAGGAAAGCCAGCAAUGGCGCAUCGAGAUCUGAAGUCAAAGAACAUUUUGGUCACUUCGAACGGAACCUGUGUGAUAGCCGAUUUUGGUCUGGCUGUCACCCACUCGCAUGAGACAGGACUAUUGGAUCUGGGCAACAAUCCCAAGGUGGGCACCAAACGCUACAUGGCCCCAGAAGUUUUGGACGAGAGCAUUGACUUGGAAUGCUUUGAGGCGCUACGACGCACUGAUAUCUACGCUUUCGGACUGGUUCUGUGGGAGGUAUGUCGCCGCACAAUUGCGUGCGGAAUUGCCGAGGAGUACAAGGUGCCGUUCUCUGAUGUGGUGCCCAUGGAUCCCAGCUUUGAGGAUAUGCGCAAAGUGGUCUGCACCGACAACUACAGGCCCUCCAUACCCAAUCGCUGGAGCUCAGACUCGUUGCUGGCCGGCAUGUCCAAGCUAAUGAAGGAGUGCUGGCACCAGAAUCCCAAUGUGCGUCUGCCGGCGCUGCGCAUUAAAAAGACUAUACAUAAGCUAGCGUCCGCGGACGAGAAGGUGCGCCUGGACUUUGACGAGGUCUGCGUUUAGCGGUUGUACUCGAGCCCUAGAGUUUAUAAGUUAGACUUAGCUAGAAGUAAGAUUCAUUCAUAGACGUUUUCGCAUUGCAUUUUCACGCACUAUUAGUUCGUAGGUGUAUUAUUCAGAGACAAGACCCUUGAGAACAUAUUUACUUUAUGUUUGAAACGCCUUUUUGCCUGACUUGGGUGCCUUCAACGUUGCCUUAAGUUUAAAUAAGUGACUACAACUAAUCUAGUUUAUAUUCAUGGGAUAUUAUCCGAGACAUGUUCAUUUUCACUCUUAAUUUCAUGUAUUCAUCGUUCAUCAAGUGCCAUUUGCAAUUGAGAAUUGUAAGACGCGUUAACUGUAAGCUCACUCUUUGAACUCGACACUGAAUUCUUGACUCUCAACCUUGAGCCUGUCCAAGCUAUGAUAGAAACAUAAGCUACACCACCAGCCACCAGCUGGUCAAGCCUUGAGCACUUGGUUCCCCACGCAUAGAAGCAUACACACACACACACCUACUUGUAUAUUGUACAAAAUGCAAGCUAUUUAAGUUUUUCAUAGGCUAGAAAUAAAGUACACGAAUAAGCAUAA
Messenger RNA from Drosophila kikkawai, 2343 nucleotides. Lineage: Eukaryota; Metazoa; Arthropoda; Insecta; Diptera; Drosophilidae. The record is from RefSeq and is a predicted model, not a curated record.